UACGUUGUGUUGAAGAAAAUGGCGUCUCUCCGGUUAUUUUCAAAAGCCCUAAAAUCUGAGAAUCAGCUGCUUCAGUCUCUGCCCGGGAGAAUUUCGCCGAGUUUUCAAAACCCUAACCCUAAUUUAAGGACCCUGCCAUUCUCCACCUCCUUUCUCAUAACCAAAACGCCGAAGAAGUAUCGGAAGAAGCGUAAGAAGCCGGAUUCGCCUCGAACCAAACCCGUGCAACCGGAUUCGACCCGAGUCGCUCACUUCGAAUCGCUCGUUGGGCGUGACGCCCAUUUCCGGUUCCUGACCCGAUCCAAGGAGUUCCUCUCGAAGCAGCCCGAGCGGAUUCUCCGGCUCGAUGACGCCGGCAAGCUCCAUCGUGAGAUGGGUUUCCCGCGCGGGCGCAAGGUGGCACGUUUCCUCACGCGCCACCCUCUUAUCUUCCAGACUUACCGUCACACCGACGGGAAGAUGUGGUUUGGGUUCUCGGAGUUCAUGGAGGAUCUGCUGGAUGAGGAAAGAGCGAUUAUGGAUUCUAUGGAGCUUGAUCGGGUCAAUAGGGUUCGGAAGCUUCUGAUGAUGUCCAAGGAUAAACGGAUUCCACUCAGCAAAAUUUACCAUACCCGACUGCUUUUUGGCAUCCCAGAGGAUUUCAGGGACCGGGUCGGGAAAUACCCGGAUUAUUUCCGGGUCGUGAUGGGACAAGACGGGAAAAGGGUUCUCGAGUUGGUGAAUUGGGAUCCAGCUCUUGGCGUAAGCGAGCUCGAAAGGCAGUUUAUGGUAGAUGAAGAUAAAGCUAAAAAAGCCUUUAAAUUUCCCGUGAAACAUGGAAAAGAUUUGGGGUUAGGGGAAGAUGGUGUGAGGAAACUGAAUCUUUUGAACACACUUCCAUUGGUUUCGCCAUAUUCCGAUGGUUGGAAGCUCGAUGUUUGGACUUUAGAAGCUGAGAAGUAUCGUGUAGGGAUUCUGCACGAGUUCUUGAGCUUGACGUUAGAGAAAAGAGCUUCGAUACAUCACAUUGUUGAGUUCAAAGACGAGUUUAGCUUGACUAGGCAGACUUAUCAGAUGCUGAAGAAGCAGCCGAGAACGUUUUACUUGGCGGGCACUGAGAUGAAUUGGGCAGUUUUCUUGAAGGAUGGUUAUGAUGAGAACGGGGUUUUGGUAAGUAAGGAACCACAGGUUUUGUUCAAUGAGAAGCUGUAUAAGUAUGCCGAUAUGCAGCGGAUGAAAACGAAUCAUGAUCUUGAUGAUCACUGAGGAGCUGAACUUUUUCUUGGAGGAGAAUGAUCUCACCGAAGGCAAGUCCAUUGGUUGAUGAAAUUUAGGUUUAAUACUUUGAUAUAGAGCUUGCAUUUGCAUCCUCUGCUGAAUAUCUUUAGAGAUUUUGUUGGAAAGGUUAAUUCUUCUGUGUGAUACAGGAGAAUGCUUUGGUUUGAUUCAUUCAUCAUCAGAUUCUUCCAUGGCUGUUGUUCUUCUCCAUUGAACAGCCAGGUAAAGUACAGGUUCUGAUUCCAUUUCUUGCAUUGUAACAUCAAGAUUAGUGUAUGUUCUUUGUAUGUAAGCCAAUGCUUAAGGUUCGUUGAUCUUUUCAUUUUUAUUUUCCGUGUUUCCAAUUUCGAGGUUUUGAAAACAGAUCCCUUCUUUAAAUAGUCAUAGCUCUAAGAACAAGUUUUGAACUUUUGAUUCAUGUAAUCUGUCGGGUUUGUUGUUGGAUUUGCAUCUCAUUUGUCAUCAUAGGCCCGGACUAAACAUUUUAGAUCA
Messenger RNA from Tarenaya hassleriana, 1749 nucleotides. Its product is annotated as protein ROOT PRIMORDIUM DEFECTIVE 1. Gene Ontology annotation, molecular function: RNA binding. The transcript has 2 exons. Bases 19 to 1245 code for a protein of 408 amino acids. NCBI's taxonomy places the organism in Eukaryota, Viridiplantae, Streptophyta, Magnoliopsida, Brassicales, Cleomaceae. The record is from RefSeq and is a predicted model, not a curated record.